Molecule: messenger RNA, 4490 nt
Organism: Rhineura floridana
Lineage: Eukaryota; Metazoa; Chordata; Lepidosauria; Squamata; Rhineuridae
Gene: BCL2L13
Product: BCL2 like 13
Exons: 7
Coding region: 356-1765 (469 amino acids)
Biological process (GO): apoptotic process; regulation of apoptotic process
Cellular component (GO): mitochondrion
Source: RefSeq, a predicted model, not a curated record
GUUAACUACUGUUUGUCUGUAGGAGCCUUCCCCACUGUGUGGUGUGAAAUGCGAGCUAUUCCCUCCCCUGCUCCCCUGGCUCUAGGUCUGAAGUGAUUGAAGAACAGGCUCCUCCUCCUUCUGGUGACUGAACAGGGUCAGCGUUGUUUAUAGUGGUGUGUCCUGUCCCCUACCAGUCCUCUUCUGCUCCCAGAGAGAGUUUCUGCUUCUGCUGGAGUGUGUGAAUGUGUUCAGGCUUAUGUGUAUUCUUCCCUGGAGCAUUUUCUUGCUUUACAGCUGCAUUUACUCAACAGUUGAUAUUCAACAGAGAAAAUUACAUUGCCCAUAAUUCUGUGAGAUAUUGGAAGCCAACCAAAUGGCAUCUGCUACUACUGUGCCUGUUGGUUUUCACUAUGAAACAAAAUAUGUUGUCCUCAGCUAUUUGGGACUCUUGUCACAGGAAAAGCCUCAAGAGCAGCACUCUCCGCCAACUCAAGUGACUGAUCCAUCUGUGGUCUCACAAGCUUUAGAUAAGGAAGUCCUGGAGAAAGUUAAAGCAGAAAUUGAGGAAGAAUUAAAAUGUCUUGAUGAAGAAAUUUUGGAAGCUUUUACCAGCACAGGCUUUGAUUGCCACACAUCUCCAGUAUUCAGUCCUGCCAACCCAGAAACUUCAAUAGAAGAUUGCUUAGCUCAUCUUGGACAGAAAGUAUUUGAAGAACUGAAAGAACCUCUUCAAAAGGCAUUAGAGACCCUACUUAGCAAACCAGUGACUUACAAGGAGUACAAGGAAAGGACACAGGAGGCAGCAGCUCAUGCCAGUGGAUGGAGCAAGGUUUUAGUGCCUCUGGUGAUUCUUCAGAGAUUCCUAAUGGAACUGACAAGACGGGGCCAAGAGCCACUUGGUGCAUUGCUGAAUUUUGGAGUGACGUAUUUGGAGGAUUAUGUUGCAGACUAUAUCAUCCAGCAAGGUGGAUGGGGUACUGUCUUUAGUUUGGAUUCUGAAGAGGAAGAAUACCACGGAAUUAUUGCUGAAGACAGCAAUGACAUUUAUAUCCUAACUAGUGACAACUCAGGCCAGGUGAGCCCUCCUGAGUCACCCACAGUAACAACAUCUUGGCAGACAGAGAGCUUGCCAGUUUCUUUAUCAGCAAGUCAGAGCUGGCAUACUGAGAGCUUACCUGUCUCAUUGGGGCCUGAGUCGUGGCAACAAGUGGCUAUGGAUCCUGAAGAAGUGAAGAGUUUGGACAGCAAUGAAGGCGGAGAAGAAAGGAGCGAAAACAAUUCUUCGAACUCAGAUAUUGUACAUGUUGAAAAGGAAGAGAUACCAGAAGGGGUUGAGGAAACAGUAGUGGCUCUGCAGACUGACACUACAAAGCUGGAUUCCCCAGAAGCUCCAACUGUAUUGCUGAAGUUGGAGUCAGGAGCUGAAAUUGUGUCUGUUAAAAAGCCAAGCCCCUCUGCAACCUCACAUAUGGAACACCAGAAAGAGGGCAAAGUGGUGGAGUUGCUAGAAUCUGAAACUCCAGUGAUGAGUAAACCUGCCCAUCAGUUAACUUCUUCAGAAGAAAAGGCUACUCCCAAACCUGAGAGAAUACUGCCUCCAGAAGAAGAAAUAAAGGCAGGGAAGGAGAGCUAUUCUAAAGAAAAAGAAGAGAAGUCCCCUGCUGGAGAGGACAAACCCAUCCUCUUGCCAGAAGGCAAAUCAAUUCUAUUAUAUGGUGGGGCAGCUGCAGUGGCCAUCCUAGCUGUAGCAGUGGGUGUAGCACUGGCAUUGAGGAAGAAGUAGUGAACUCCUCUCUGCAAGGAGGUAGCACCUGGAUCUACACUUAGUUGCAUUGACUGAGGGUUGUGCUUCCUGCUGUUAAUGGGAAAUUCAUGUAAGUGAAAGGGUGAUGGGGCAAGGGUACACUAUAAGGCUAAGCCUAGGGACAAUCGCGGUGUUAGUGGACUGGUAUUGGAUUUUCCUGUUUAACAUAUAGGGGUGCCAUUUUGAAACCCCCUACACAUUUAAUAUCUAAGUAUAAUUGAGAAAUGGGGGGGCUUUUACACUGGAAACUGGAACAGAAAAUUCCAGGGGAAUGGGAGAGUUUGUUGUUAUCCCCUGGAGAUUUCCCUUGCAUAGCUGCUAUUGUAGCUUCUUGGUUCCCCCUCAACCUUUUGAAUGAGAGGUUCUUCAAUCCUGUAGCAUGAGGCUGGUAUCUCUUUGUCUCUGCUUCCUCAGGUACUGCACUGCUCCUCUUGAUCUCCCACUUCUCUUUUAAACCCCAGUGGGGUAGUGCUUAUUCAAUACCUCUUUGCUCUAUACCUUUUCUGCUCCCCAAAACUUUACCUUUAACUAAAUUCUUACAGCUUGUUAAUUUUGGGUGGAUAAAGCAAUAUUCUCCCAUGUAGGGAUGAAAUUAUAAUAGUUUGAUGGAAAACAUAGAUAUUCUUUGAUCACUAUGUGCAUCUGUCAUUUUCGUGAUCUUGGCUGCUGUUGUGAUUUCUCUCUCCAUCUGCCCUUUAAAUUCAUCCUGCUUUAUUGUAUUUGUUUAGUUAUCAGAGACACCUUCCUUUCAUUUAGGUACCUGUAUCAUUUUGAUGAAAGAUAAACACAAUAUUACUGUCCAGCAAAAAAAUCUAAUGUGAGGCUGAGAGCUGAACUAGUUCCACUUGCGAAGUACAAAUUUAAGUAUUUUCUUUGGCCAUCUCUCCUUUGUUCUGUGUUUGCACAAAUUCAAGGAUGAAAUCCACUUAGCCUUAAAUUGACCUGGAUCAUUGAUAAUGAACUAAAUGGAAGGUCUUCAAAGAAAUUAAUUCAGGUGGUUCAACCUAAACAGUGUUGUGCUAUACCUUGCAGUUAUUUGCCUGGUUCCUGGCCGUAGAGCAAGUCACGUAAACUUUCCAGGUAAUUGCCAUGUGCAGAAAGUUUAUUUUUAAUCCAGUCAACUGUAAUGUGACCCCGAGAAGAGUGAAAUCAGAUCUAUUUUGUGUGUGUGUUGGAAAUGAAAUUUAAAUAUUACCACUCUGCCAGUGUUUAUCAGAUCUAUGGAAAGAAAACACUGCUGUCUUUCAAGAGAUUGUUGUGAUUUGGUUGGGAUAGAGAUGUACUGAAAAUGCUGACUUAAGUGAAAACCAAAGUUAAAAAAUGAUUUUCCAAACUUCUUUUAUUAAUCCAUGGGCUUUUCCAUAAUAGACACAUUCUCACUACUCUCCUCAUAACUUUCCUAACCAAAUUAUGCCUGUUGGUUCCGUCCCCCACCCCAGUUCCUAAUCGUGAUAUGAUUACCUGGUAUAGCAACCAGGCAUAUCCUUAUAUAGUGCUCUUUAGGAAUCUGACAAGUGUUGAGUAGUGGUUUUUUCUUGUUGCUUGCCAUAGCUGCCUUUUCCAGUUACCCCAUGCAGAUCAGAUGAUCAGGAAAUUCCUCAGAUUCAUACAAUCAUACAUCUUGAUCUAACUUUCAAUUCAUGUAAAUAUAAGAAUCAUAAUUUCAAAUUUUCACAUGUAUACUCAUCAUGUUGCAGUGGUGAUUUUGUUCUUCUCCAGUGCUUGCAUUAACAGCUGUUACAUUCUUGGGAUAAUGUCUUGGCACCAAGUGGCCUCUUCAUGAUUCUCUUUGUUGAAUCUUCUUGUUACAAAAUUGUUUAUGGCUAAAUUACCCUUUUUGGAAAAACAACACCGCAACUUCAAUUCAUUAUAAGUAUGUGCUUGUAAAUAGAAUAUACUCUCUUCCCACAAGAAGCAUCUUGUAGCCACUACCAGGCUAGUGGUACAAGGUAGGAAACUGCUACAAGCGUCCUACAUGUGAUAUAAGUAUGGGUAUGUAAUUAAGUAGAUGCAAAGACAAAGUAAGGAGAAGCAGCAAACUCCAAGAUUCUUGGAGCUUUAGCCUAGUUUCAUUUUUAAUUAUUCAUUUUAACCUUUUAAAAACUCAAAAUUCAUUAUUUCUUUAGUAGUAAUUUUGUAUUUAUCUCCAAAACUGCACAAAGCUGGCCGCAUGGCUCAGGGUAGUUUUGAUUUACAUUUCAUGAGAGAUACUUGCCAUUCUUGACAGUCUGCAUUUCUAUUUACCAUAAAACUGGCUUCUUUACUAUAAUGCUUGGGCAAUCAGGAUCUCUUGAUUGUGGUAAAAGUAACUGCAGUCAGCAGAACCUUUAGCACAGUAGCCAAGUUGAUGAGGAUUUCGUUCUAAUGAUUGUGAAGUUGGUAGCAGUAUCUUCACACAGAUUUCAUGGUAGCAGACCUAGUUUUACUAUCGGGUAUACAUUUGAGAGGAGCCACUGCCAAUCUCACUUCCUUGGUGAGUAUGCAUGUACAAUGCAUGGUAUCUGUAAACAUUUAGCUUCCCACUUUAUGCACACCUAAAAAUGUAAUAUGUGAAGUGUCCUGUGGGAUAUGGAAAUCUUUGCUUUGAUUCAGCAGGCUGGAAACUUUGCCAUGGUGGUUGGGAGUUGCUGGUUAGGUAAUUUCCAAUGCUUUUUUUCUAGUUUUGUUAUCCAUUUUCCAUAAUAAAGUGCCUCAGUGUGUUCCA